Ostrea edulis (European flat oyster) is the source of this 4926-nucleotide messenger RNA. RefSeq lists its product as uncharacterized. The coding region runs from base 1 to 4926 and encodes 1641 amino acids. NCBI's taxonomy places the organism in Eukaryota, Metazoa, Mollusca, Bivalvia, Ostreida, Ostreidae. The transcript has a single exon. The record is from RefSeq and is a predicted model, not a curated record.
AUGAUUGCAUCCGGCGGUGUUUCUGAGAAAACAGAGCUGCGACAACAACGCUCGCUCACAGACAAAGGACUUGAGGUUUAUGAAGGUCAUGUUAAGAAAUAUAAACUUUCAUUACAUGAAAUACAACAAACAUUGGACUCUAUCAUUGCCUCGGCAGUAUCUUAUCCCCCUGUUGCAGUGAUAAAUGAACUUAAGCAACAAUCUGAACAUUAUUUAAAUGUUUACACUGAAUUUUGUGACUAUCUUGUCAGUGUACGAUCAGAGCAAAGUGACACCGAGAAAAAUAAUGCAUAUUCCAUGAAAGAAGUUUUGAUGUCUUUUAUUCAUGACAAGAUAAAAGAACUGGAGUGGAAAUCAACACAUGAUCCACUUAAAACAGAGCACAUGAAGAGUGAAAGUCUGGAUAAAAUAGUUCCUGUUUUUACUGAACCUAACAUGAACAAACAGUCAUCCCCCAUUAGGAAGGAAAAUUCUCAUUCAAAGGCACAAUCUAUUAAGUCACGCUUAAGUGCCAAAUCGAAACAUUUGUCAUCAACACAUUCACAUGUCAGCUCCCUGUAUGUGAAACAAAAGGCCAAAUUAGAGGAAGCUCGUGUUCGAUUAAAAUUUGCUGAAAAGGAAGCUGAUAUUCUUAGAGAACAAGCAAAUCUGAAUGCCAAACUAAAGAUUCUUGAAAGUGAAAGGCAGUUAGAAGAAUGUGCGCAAGGUCUUAGUGCAAUGGAUGAAUUUCUCGAUGUGGCAGAUUCGAAUUCAAGUGUGAGUGACCCUGAAUUAUCAAAUACUGUUAAAACGCGAACUAGACAGUAUGUACAUGAUGUCCAGUUACAGGAUCAUGAACAUUUAUCUCAAACAAACAUUUCAAAAAUUCGAGUACCAGUUCUCGCGGAUCACCCUGUUAAUGAAUACAAGACUCUGAAUGAUUGUGCUCUAGAUAUGAAUGCCAACAGAGUUCUGCCGAAAAAUGAUACUCCUCUCAACCCUGAAGCUACACCAUUUGUGAAGAGGGAGGAAAAUAUCUGCAUCGAGUUUUCGAAAUAUAUUGUGAAAAAAGAUAUGCUGCUGAAAAGAAUCCAUGAUUUUGAUGAUAGACCUGAAUCAUUUGGUUCCUGGAAAAAAACAUUCCGAGAUGUAGUGAGUGAACUCAACCUUAGUGCAGCAGAGGAAGUAGAUCUGCUUAUUCGUUACUUAGGACCAGAGUCAAAGAAGUCAGCAAUAACUAUUCGCUCUGCAAAUUACAGUGACCCAAAUUGUGCUAAAGACAGAAUUUGGCAGAGAUUGUCAGAUCGUUAUGCGCGACCUGAGAUGGUCGAAUCUUCCGUCAAACAGAAACUGUUAUCUUUUCCGAAAAUUACAAACAAAGACUUCAAGCGUCUGUAUGAACUUGUUGAUAUUGUGGUAGAGAUUGACUCACUGAAGAAUGAGGAUCAAUUCAAAAACUUAUUUGCAUCAUAUGACUCAUCAGCAGGAGUUAAUUUGAUUGUAGCUAAGCUUCCAUAUCAGUUGCAAGAGAGGUGGACUACAGAGGCUAGUAGAUACAAGGAGGAAAAUGAUACAGCAUACCCACCAUUUCACGUGUUUGUGACUUUUCUGGAAAAGAUGGCUAGACGAAAAAAUGAUCCUUCAUUUGCAUUUGAGGACUCAUACAAAUCGAAACAAGUGAAAAGUGAAUAUGGUACACGCCCCAUCUCUGUAAGCGUGAAAAAAGUUGACAUACCUACAGAACAGGAAGUCAAAGGACCACUAUGCCCCUUGCAUAAAACAUCUCAUAGCCUAAAUAAGUGCUUCCAAUUUCGUCGAAAACCAAUACAGGAGCGGAAGGAAUUUCUCUCCAGUAAAGGACUGUGCUUCAAGUGUUGCGGCCACAAGCCUCACUUAGCAAAACACUGUCGUUCAACUGUGAAAUGUGGUAUAUGUAAGUCUACUCAUCCGACAGCCUUACAUGAGGACAGGAUUCAGUUUAUGGAACAAACGAAUAACUGUUUGUCAUCACUGGAACAUGAAGUGACCACAAGGUAUACAACCUUAUCAGGAUCAAGCAGAUCAUGUGCCAAAACAUUACUUGCUCGAGUUUACCAAGAUGGACAGCGAGACCGUGCUCUUGAAUUAUAUGUGAUAAUCGAUGAACAGAGUAAUCGUUCAUUAACGAGAUCAUCACUCUUUGAUCAUUUUGGAAUAUCAGGACCUGAAUUGCCAUAUUCUCUUUCAUCUUGCUCUGGAUUGUCAACAGAGUAUGGCCGUAGGUGCUCUAACCUUAUCAUUGAGUCAUUCGAUUCAUCAUGUAAGAUGAAAGUACCCACGCUUAUUGAGUGUGAUCAGAUACCGGAUCAAAGAGAUGAAAUCCCCUCGCCAUCAGCAGCAAAAGUACAUUCACAUCUAAGUGACUUAGCGGACGCUAUACCACCUAUAAGAGAUGAAUCCCAGAUACUCUUGCUUUUAGGACGAGACUUGCUGCCUGCACACCACAUUCUUGAACAGAGACUAGGGCCUAUUCAUGCACCAUUUGCACAAAGACUUCGGCUAGGCUGGGUCAUAAUUGGCGAUGUGUGUCUAGGUACAAGCCACAAACCAGAUGAAAUAUCUGUUAUGAAAACUUUCACAUUGAAGGAUGGACGAACGACAAUGUUUCAACCCUGCAUGAGUAACAUGCAUGUUGCAAAUGAUCACAUCUUUGAGAAAAGAAAGGAUGAUGAUACUCCAGGUCUUUCAUAUGAAGACAAGCAAUUUUUAGAAAUUAUGGACAAGAAAAUGUACAAAGGUCAGGACGGAUGUUGGACAGCUCCAUUGCCUUUCCGGCAAAACCGUCAAUAUCUUCCUAACAAUAAGCCACAAGCAAUGAAAAGAGCUCGCAUGUUGGAUGCAAAUUUGCGUCGAAACCCUGAAAAAAUGAAACACGCUGUAGGCUUUAUGAAGAAAAUUCUUGAUUGCGAACAUGCUGAAGAAGCACCAGAAUUGCAUGCCAGUACUGAAUGUUGGUAUUUACCACUUUUCGCUGUGUAUCAUCCCAAAAAACCUGGGAAUAUUCGCUGCGUAUUUGACUCAUCUGCAAAAUAUGGAGGCGUCAGUCUUAAUGAUGUUCUUUUAACAGGACCAGAUUUAGUGAACUCACUCCUAGGAAUUCUUCUGCGAUUUAGACAAGGCCCUGUGGCGAUAACAGCUGAUAUAGAGCAAAUGUUCUAUCGCUUCUCUGUCCCCGAUGACCAUCGUAACUACCUUAGGUUCAUGUGGUACAAGGACAAUGAACCAAGUCAGGAGAUGAUAGAGUACCGUAUGACAAGACAUGUGUUCGGCAACAGUCCUUCGCCGGCAGUGGCAACAUUUGGACUCCGCAAAUGUGUAUCUACAGCAGAUGAAGAUGUGAAAAGCUUUGUUCUCAACAACUUUUACGUUGACGAUGCUUUAAUGUCUGUAGACACCUGUGAAGAAGCCAUUAGUAUACUCUCUCGUACUCAGACUAUCUUGAAGGAGGAAGGAAACAUUCGGUUGCACAAAGUAUCAUCAAAUUCUCUUAAUGUGAUCAAGUCCUUCCCUACGGAAGACCUUGCCAAGGAGGUCAUCGACAUUAAUCUAGACUUAAGUGAGGCAUCCUUACAUCGUAGCUUAGGAGUAAGUUGGGACGUAUUCAAAGACUCUUUCACUUUUCGAGUAUAUUGCAAUGACAGACCAUUCACAAAAAGGGGUCUAUUAGCUACUAUCAACAGUUUAUACGACCCUAUUGGGUUUGUGUCACCAGUGACUAUCGGAGGGAAGUUCAUUCUCCAAGAUGUUAUGUCUACAGUAACCGACUGGGAUGAACCACUUUCUCAGGAGUUCUCUACACGUUGGAGGGACUGGAAGGAAUCGCUAAUAAACCUUGAAUCAGUCGUCAUACCUAGAUGUUACGCUAAUCUUGUGUCCAAUCAGGUCACCCGCAGAGAACUACAUGUAUUCUCCGAUGCAUCUUCUAGGGCUAUAGGUGCAGUAGCUUACCUCAGAAUUUUUGACGUUAAUGGAGACCAUCACAUAAGUUUUGUACUUGGCAAGUCCAGAGUAGCGCCCACACAUGGUCAUACCAUUCCGCGCUUAGAAUUAUGUGCGGCAGUACUUGCAUGCAAUAUCAAGGAUACUGUUACUCAGCACUUGUCACUUGACCUUGACUCCACGACUAUGUACACGGACAGUAAAAUUGUGUUGGGAUAUAUAAAUAACGAACGUCGUCGUUUUUAUGUCUACGUCAGUAAUCGUGUGGAUAUGAUCCGUCAGUCAACAUCUCCAAACCAAUGGACUUAUAUAUCAUCAGAAGAAAAUCCAGCCGAUAUUGCCACACGAUCUAUUGCUGCAACCGACAUUACCCAAUGUGCUUGGAUCCAAGGACCUACGUUUUUACAUGACAUCAGUUCAGCUGUGACAUCUGCCAUAGACUAUCAGUUGAUUGAUCCAAGUUCUGAUAUCGAAGUCAGACCCUUGAUAAAUGCUUCUAAAACCACUUGCGCUUCACAAAACACUCUAGGUGUUCACCGCUUUGAAAGAUUUUCCGAUCUCUAUGCACUUCUUCGUGCAAUUGCUCAUUUGAAACGAUUGGCUAAGUAUUUCUCAAAUUCACUUGAACAAUCCAAACCAUUUGGAUCAACACUUACAAGCCAUGAACUGUUAGAAGCAGAGAUAUUUGUGUUGAAAGAAGUUCAAUGGUCAUGUUUUUCUAAGGAAAUUAGUGCUCUUAAGGAGGGGAGGAAUAUCCCAAAGUCAAGUGCUAUUCUUCCACUUACCCCAAUUCUAGAUGACAAUGGUAUAUUGCGCGUGGGAGGACGUUUAAAACGUUAUAAAGCAGCAGAUGCAUUAUUUAGACUUUCAUCCAGUCAUAAUUCCAAGAAAGCACCACAUUGGAGAGCUUAUCAUUCGUCAUUGUCACGAAGGUGUUCAACACCAAGGACGUCACCUCACGGAAGGUAA